CAUUCGGACAUGGCACUCAGCACUUUCUUUCUCUCUUCUCUCCUUCUCCUACCAUUGAUUUUUACCAACAUUUGUUUUUUGCAGGCUGAAGAGGAUUGCGUGUAUACAAUGUACAUAAGAACCGGAUCGAUCAUAAAAGCAGGAACCGACUCUAUUAUCAGUGUCACUCUCUACGACGACUCCGGCGAGUUCGUGGAGAUCCUCGAUGUAGAGGAAUGGGGGGGAAUCAUGGAUCCCGAGCACGAUUACUUCGAGAGAGGCAAUCUCGACAUUUUUAGCGGCAGAGCACCUUGCCUGAGCUCUCCAGUUUGCGCCAUGAACUUGACCUCUGAUGGAACUGGCCCACGCGCUAGCUGGUAUUGUAACUACGUUGAGAUCACCUCCACAGGAGUCCACAGGCCUUGCACUCAACAGCUGUUCACCGUGGAGCAGUGGCUUUCCGUUGACGUGCCACCGUUUGACUUAACCGCCAUCAGGAAUAAUUGUUCUUGUACUCUGCUUAAAUCUCUUAUACUGUGAGUGUGGAGAUGGUUAAUUUUAGGCAUUGCAUGGUAAAAAAUCAACACUCUGAUUAAGUUAAUUAUCUAAUACUAAUAAAAUAACACUAAUGUUGUUUGGCUA
This is a messenger RNA of Jatropha curcas, 621 nucleotides long. Lineage: Eukaryota; Viridiplantae; Streptophyta; Magnoliopsida; Malpighiales; Euphorbiaceae. The record is from RefSeq and is a predicted model, not a curated record.